This is a messenger RNA of Paramuricea clavata, 14054 nucleotides long. NCBI's taxonomy places the organism in Eukaryota, Metazoa, Cnidaria, Anthozoa, Malacalcyonacea, Plexauridae. The record is from the annotation of a GenBank genome assembly.
CAAAACGGCUUGAAAAGAUCAACAAAUUUCUUCCGAUAAGGAAGAAUAGAAAAUAUACUUAAUUUGGUGGAAAAGCCGAACACUUUAUCUCAAAAGGCACUGAUGAAUCUGGGAUAAUGAGAAAACCGCGUCUCGUGUUGGUUGCGGUUGUUAUACUUGUGAUUUUUAUUUCCGAAGUUCCUGCUAAAUCGAGCGUAAAAGCAGGAAAGCAAAGAUCACAUAUUAAAAAUAAUGGGAAAAGCAUAUUAAAAAAUACAAUAAAAGGAAAGAAGGCAGGCAAUACCAAUGAGACUAAGCGACAAUUUAUAAACAGACCGAAAAUACGAUAUUUUGAAAACAGGCCUUAUAUAUGGAUGAAACCGUCGCCACUGACGCAAAGAACUAUAGUCACAACUCAUAUACCGCGGCCGCCAUUAGCUUUGCCUUAUUCUUCACGUAUUAUGCGAUUGCUUGCAAAUAGGUAUCCAUCUUUAUAUGGAAGACAGAUGCUUCCUCAGGGAUUCGGGGGGUAUGGUGGAAUGUCUCAGGGAUCGUUGUUCGGACACGGAAUGCAUGCUGAUGGCUUAGAUGGAACGCAAGGACCGCAUGAAUUUGGUGAUGAAGACGGCGAUGGUAAGUUAUAGACGGUUUGAGGAGUAUAUCGUGUGUGGCUGUGCUGAAAUGAAAUAUACGUCGAUAAGAAUUAUUGACAGACAGAUUAUUGAUUGUAGUCCAUCCACACCUUAUCUAUUUUCAAGCCCCCUGUGCAAAUUUAAGGAGGCUCAAACCACUGAGUACUUAUAUACAGAGGUCUCACUUCAGCGGGAAAACCGUAAGGUAGUUUUUACAAAAAUAGAUGGCGGCCAUGUUCUUAGCAAGUGCCCUAAAGAGAGGCAUUCACCCCCCUGGAACAUUAAAUUUCAAUAUGUUUUCAGGGGGGUUGUUACAGAUCUGCAAACAAGUUGUAACAAGUUUGUUGUCAAGCCGAUACCAGGAUAUGUUCGCACAGCUUGUUCCCAGUUGUUGUGACAAGUCUGGAACAAGUUGUUAUCACUUUGUCACAAGGUUGAUGAUGAUAACAGACUUGCUACAAGUUGUUCCAACAAGACUAAUACUAACUGUUCGUAACAUGUUGCUGCGAGCUUGUUGUCAUGAACUCGUUAAGAACGUACUUGUCACGUGCUGAUGAUACGGGAUUUGUUGGAACAACCUCUUGCGAGUCUGUUGGCCUCACCAACCUUGUUACAAGAUGAUAACAACUUGUUCCAGACUUGUCAACAACAGGGAACAAGCAGUGGGAAUGCAUGUUGUUGAUGAGCUGAGAUUGUUACGCGUGUAAAAGGGGCCUUGCUGAUGCAGGACUGAAAAGGCUAUUGAAUUUUGUAGAAAGGAAACGAAUUUUUCAGCUGGUUUGAUAAUCAUCAAACUUUUUUAACAACAUGUCUUUCUCAGAAUCUCGUAUAUUUCAUAGAACAUUGUGAGCCCAACCCCUGCCAAAACGGAGGGACUUGUAACGAAAUCAAAGAGGGAUACGAAUGCAUCUGUUCCGCAGGAUUUAAAGGAUCUGAUUGUGAAGGUAAGAUAAUAUACAAGUAACAAUGUAGCAACAGGAAAACAGUUCAAAACUAGUGAUGGGCAAUACUAUCGAAAAAGUAUCGAAAUCAUCGAUACUCACAAAAGUAUUGGUAACUCGAUACCACUUGAGCCAGCAAUGUUUUUUGUCAGUAUUCCUGACCAAUCGCUUGAUACUUCAUGAAGGCAACAGACUGAAGGCAAAAAAUGUUGACAUGAUGCUGUUCUUAAACAAAAACAUGUAGCUAAUUAGCAAUAUAUUUAAGGAAAACAAUGAACACGUUGAUAUUGUUUAGAUUUAAAAUCAUAAUUGCAAAUGUUAUGUUCGGUUAUUUGGCAGGUACUCCAGUUAGAGUAUUCUUUGACUUGUUAACAUUAAUGUUCUUGUUUUAAAAGUUAUUUUAGUGAAUGGAAAAAAUUGAGUAUCGGUAUCGAUUUUGGUAUCGACCAAAAUUCAUGGUAUCGGACUGGUAUCGUAUCGAAACCAUAAAAGCUGGUAUCGCCCAUCACUAUUCAAAACUAGUAGAGCUAACCGUGUUUAAAUAAAGUUAUUUCUAAAAUCCUGAAGAUUUAUUAACAAGAUUUUUUCCACUUUACAGAAGAGAACCACUGUCAUCCUAACCCCUGCAGAAAUGCAGGUGUUUGUACCGAGGCCGAUGGCGCCUUUGUCUGUACCUGCAGUGAGGGAUUCAAGGGAGUAAACUGUGAAGGUAAUGGAUACCUCGUGGUAACCGUGUUUAUCAUUAACCGUCUUGCUACUUGAAGUCUAAAGUCCAAUUUUUGCUGCGAUUUCUAGUGACAAUUUCUUCUUCUGAUACAUGUGAACGAGUAGAAGAGUUUAUAUGAAUGUUCUGAGUACGUGUACAGUACCUUCAUAUGUACUGUAUCAUCUGAAGUUGUUUUCUAGCAGGGGGCCAAAUCUUCAAAGCGUUACUUUGCAUAAAAUGCUCAUCAGCAAUACAAUCUCCUCUGCAGAGAUUUCCUAAUGUGUUGUACAGAUUGUAGAUAGCGCCUCAUGAUUCUCCAAUAAAAAUGGCAAUCCAUCAUUGAAAAGCUCAUGGAAAGACUCUACGAAAGUUGCUGUAUAUAAAGGCCUUUAAGGAGAAGCUUAAUUCCUUUCUCUUCAAAUCUUAUAAUAAACCAUACUAAGCCUUUCCUUUUCUUCCAGAACACAACAAAUGCCAGCCAAAUCCCUGUAAAAACGGGGGGUCCUGCACCGAAAUAAACGGAGGUUUUGAAUGUAGUUGUGGAGCCGAGUACAGAGGACCUACAUGUGAUGGUAACUAUCAAAUUUUCAGUUCGGAAAUUAUACUACCCGAUGAUAUUUUAUUUCAGUCAAAACAAAAUUACAACAUAGAUUAAUGGAGGAUUUGAAGACAAGAUUACCGACAGCUUGAGAGACUAGACAUUCAACAUAAAUAAUCUUAAGAAGAGAAUCUUUUGUAGCAUCAAUGAUAAUUGUAUUAUAAAUUCACAAUAUUUAAAGUGGAAGUCAAGUCCGUAAUGUAAGCAAACGGUUUGUUUACAUUUUGAACUGCUGUAUUUUUAAAAUAUGAUGUACUGUCUGAAUAUCCAGCUAACACCAUAUUGGUUCGCUAUGCUUCUAAAUGAAUAUGAAAUAGAGUUCAUGUUCAGGUCCUCACAUUAGAGGGUCCUCACAUUGUUAUGAGCAGAACCGAUGCGCAGAACGGACUUGACUUCCACUUUAACUAUUAUUUUAUGUUUCUCGAUCACCAGAUACAUUUAAAAAGGUUGCUAACAGUGUAAACUACAAAAUAAAGCUAAAAUAAAGUAAUUUUGAGAGGAACGCCAAAAAGAUUUUAGCUUUGGAACACUUCAUUGCAUUGCAUUGCAAAUAUACGCGACAUUCAAAAAAAUUGCCUCUUACUAUGUUUACUCUGUGUUGUUCCUAGAAAUCGAUCACUGUCAUCUCAGUCCAUGUAUGAACGGUGGGACGUGUAUGGGAGGAGAGGGGCCUGCGAUGACCUCAUGUUUAUGUCCUUCCGGUUAUACCGGCAUUCAUUGCGAACGUAAGUAGAAAGCAUUGUUCAUAAAUGUUCUCGAAAAUGCAUAUACCCCAGGUAUAAUGCAGGUGUACUAUAGGAAAAUGGGAUAGCCGUAUAUCCACCGGAUAUUGUUUUCUCAAGCUUUCCAAAAUCUGUAGUUUGUUGAUGUAACGUUUUUAUUUCUAUUAAUUUUGAGGUCUAUAGUAAUGCAUAAUACUUAGUCAGACCAACCUUUUUUUCACAGUUGAAAGUCGUUGUCACACGAGUCCGUGUCGUAAUGGAGGGACAUGUCUGGAUUCUCAGGGAGCAUUUCAAUGCCUCUGUCCUCAAGGUUUCACUGGAGUCAGCUGUGAAGGUAGGAAUGAUAAUUGCAACAUGAAUACAAUGGUACAUGUGUGAAAUGACAACAAGCUCGUAGCAACCUGUUACGAACAGCCUGUAUUAGAGACCUUACGAUUUUAGGACGGCAACGCGAUGGCAACGGCUACCAAUACAAUAGAUCAUUGAAAAGAAUUGAUUAAUUACAAUAUAUGAAUAAUUUAGACAUUGUCCUCGCUCUGUUUACAACGCUAGAUCACAGAUUUUCACGUCUUGAUACAACGGCUGCAUUCCAAGCCACAACAAGUGCAACUUCAAACUGGGUUUAGCAGAAUUCUUCCCAACUAUAAAACCCAUGUCUUCAACUUCUAAAACUGUAUUAAAUUCAUACGAUUGAUAAUAUACGACGAACUAUCUUCACUACCAUUUGUUUGAAGGAGUUUGUUUUGGCCGUCCCCGUCGCGUUCCCGUCCUAAAAUCGUAAGGUCUCUAUUAGUCGUGUUGGAACAACUUGUAGCAAGUUACUGGAAGUCCUGUCCAGUAUAAAUAAAGUUAGUUUGCUCACAUGAUAAUACUGGAUACCUGGUGAGGUAUAUUGAUCCAUUCCUAAGACUGGAUCAAAAUUCAUGGCAGUCCUAGGCCUUGGACUGGAUCAAAAUUAUUUCACCUAACUUUAAGUAGUGAUUUAUUCGUAUGAGAUGUCAUUUCAAAUCCUCCAAUGGACGACUUGCGCUUUAGAAAAAUUUUUAAUCUGGGAAUAACAAAGCAUAUUUUCGGAAAGAAGUUAUCAAAAUUAGAAAAACUGCAAAGUUUGGUUGCGAAAUGUUGUAAAAUACGGAAAAUAUAGCCCUGCGAAGUUGGCAAAUUUGUAUACAUUUCUAUUACGUGCGGAAAUUGGUAACUAAUUUAGUUACCAAUUCACGCACGUAAUAAAAAAGCAUACAAAUUUGCCAACUUUGAAGGGCUAUAUUUUCCGUAUUUUACAACAUUUCGCAACCAAACUUUGUAAUAUUACUAAUUCCAAGACGCUCUUUCUAGCUGGGGUGAUAGAUUUCGUUGUUCUUACUUAGAUUAAAAUUUAGUCUAAAGAGCAAGUCGUCCAUUCCAACUGGACUAGAUUUCAAAUGCUUGCAUUUUAAUCAAAUUGCGAGGACUUGAAAUCUAGUCCAGUCCUCAUAGUCGGAAUUGAAAUAUUACGUCUAGAAAAUGUGUCCAGUAUAAAUAGUCUUUCAGUCGUCUAAUUACAAACAUUUCUCUCCUUCAGCUGUGAUCAACCCAUGUGACUCAGAACCAUGUCUUAAUGAUGGUUCCUGCAUCAACCUGGGACCCAUGGUGUACAAGUGCGCAUGCGCCAGAGGAUUUAGAGGGCGAACAUGCGAAAGUAAGCGAUUUCCAUUCCGAAUUAACACAGCUUUAUUUGACCGUUAAUUUACACAUCAUACCUCAAAGCCCCGUGCAGACGAUCAAGUUUUCCUUGACAAGUUUUAUUUGCUCGUGUAUGCGGUAAAAAAUUGACAAUUUUUCCUUGCCAAAGAGCCUAGCUUGUUCUAAAGCUAGUCAUGACAGCUUUUGGACAAGGAAAAUUUGUUCGUGUGUAUGACCGCCAAGGAAAACUUGACAAAUGUACAAGAAAUACUUCUAUGGUUUUGGCAAACAAAAAGCGACCUUGACGCGAGAAAUAAAUGUUGAAUAACAUCCCGCGACGGUGUACUCAAACAGCAAAACUUGUGAAGGGAAACUUGCUCGUGUUGGCUUAAUAUAGUAUACAUAAGUCGUCUGAAUUACAGAUGCUGUUUUUUAACUGAAUUUUCUUCAUUAACUGUCAAGGAGAUUGUUGAGAAAUGAAAUAAUAUUUUCUUCAUACUUAAUACAUGUACACUCAUCGAAUGGUUUAGGUCAUAAGAAAGUGGGCUCCAUAUUUUUGGACCACGAUCUACAUCUGGUAGGCCCAGGGUAUUCAAAUCAUUUCUUUUUUAACGUAGUGGAGAAAAGAUGUGAGCCAAACCCAUGUCAAAAUGGCGGAUUUUGUCAUGAAAGUUUCACGACUGGUGACUACAGAUGCGAAUGUCCCAAACCUUAUAAAGGAACCAAUUGUGAAGGUGAGUGAUACAAAACUAACUUUAUGUUGUCAUUUCAUCAAGUUACUACAAGGUUGCAUUGUCACUCGUUAACAAGAUGUUGGAACAACUUGUAAGACGUCUAUUGAGUCGAAAAUCUUGUAACAAUCUGUCAACAAGCCUUGACAAUUUGUCAGCAAGCUGAGAACAAGCAAUGCGAACACAUCCUGAUGACAAGUUGUUGAAACAACAUUGCUACAAGUCUGCUGUAGGUUUGUUACAAGUUGUACAUUCUUACGUAUGUAACAUACGUUCCAGAACAUAUGUUCCAGCAAUGGACAUCGGAAUAAUUAUUUUAACCUUUGUUUAUUCAUUCAGAUCACAUCAACGCGUGUGAAGUCAACCAAUGUCUUAACGGAGGAACAUGUACAGCAUCGUAUGGACUUCAAGCAAAAUGUAUUUGCCCUUCCGGCUACAGGGGACCACACUGCGAAGGUUGUUGUUUACUCGUGGUUUUUUAUAUUCACAUUAUAUUCUCAAGUUUUCUUGGCGGAAAGAAAUGAAUGCUUUGCUUGUUCAUACAAUGUAUCUGUAUAUAUCAUAUAAAACGAAUAGCAUUUUGGCAGAAGCUCAGGUCGCCAGAGGCAAUUCAAUUCUUCCCUCCCUUGGGCACCAUGCGACCUUUCAUGUACAAAUUAAAAAGUUGCAGUUAUGAUGUGUAGUAGCAAUCUGACCAAAUACAUGAAAGGUUGGAGGUUGUACGUAGCACUAAGAACUAAGAACAUUUCCUUAGAUGUGAAUGGUAAUUCUCAUAUACUAAUUUGUAUUUGCAGAGGAAGAGCACUGCCGUUCCACAAUAUGUCGCAAUGGUGGUUCGUGUUCCCCGGGUCCUAAUGGCGACAGCUGUACAUGUAUAGCUGGCUUCAGCGGUCCUACCUGUGAAGGUAAGCGUGACCUUAUACCACAUAUUAAUCUGUGAUGUUUGCGCAUGGGAUCGGUGGUAUGCGAAUAUCUCUCCCCCAUCCCACACACAUCACCACCACAUAAAUAUGAAAUUGUAACCCAAUUACCAAAUUUUGGCACACAGGUAUCUGUUUCUGGCUAAGGCCCUAUCCACCACAAAAUAUCUCAAAAAUGUGCAUCAGUUGUGAACAAAAUGUCAAAGCAGUAUAAUACUGUAAUUGUAAUUCUACGUUUAAGAAUCGACAACUGGCCUCUGUAGCUCAGUUGACAAGGCCGUCUGACAAAAUGUCCGAUGACUGUGAGUUUGGGUCGGACAUGUGUAUUAUGAUGUCCGAUGACCUUCAGUUUAGUUUGGCUCGGAAAUAAUUCUGAAUGACACAAAUUAAUAUCAGCACAAUGUAUUAAUUCUGAACGGUGAAUGUUGUGAAAAUAUUAAAUAAUUUGCGUCAUUCAUACCUACAGUAUGUCCAAGCCAAAUUAACUUGCUUGCCAAAAACAGCAGUACGACUUUGUCAACUUAAGCAAUAAGCCCGUUUCCGACUUCACAUUUUCCAUUUAACAUAGUUGAGCCUCUAGUCCUGGACUAGGGUACACUUUGAUUUACGUUGGACAAAGCUACCGUUCGAUAGGACACCAAUACACUCGGGUCGGACAAACAAUAAACUUCGGCUUCAUUUAGGUCGGACAGAAUGUCCGGUGGUUUCCUCUCUACGUCAGACAAUUUCACGAAUGGGUCGGACAAUGUCCGUGACCGACCGAUAUUUUAAGGCCUGAGAGCGCUGCACCGGAAUCCCAGGUUCGAUCCCUGCCAGGCCCUACAGUUGCAUUUUUCACAGCCACUGUUCCUGGUUAGAUCUAAUAAAUGUAUAUAAAUGCACACUCAAUAAACCUUUUAACUAAUAUAAACAGAAACACCCAGCCAGCUGAGCCUAUCAACAUGACAGUUGUGUAUAAUUUAUACAAUAUAUAUAUUUCUCGUCUCUCUAGUUCGUUCAAAAUGUCAUCCUAACCCGUGUAUGAAUGCUGGAACAUGUUUUGAAAAUGACGUCGAGUUCACGUGCACAUGUCCAAACGGCUUCAAGGGGAAAACGUGCGAAGGUAGGGUUGCAGGAUAGCUAGAAUUUUAGAGGUUAGGCAUGUUCAUUUCAACACAUAAUUUUUCAUGGCACAUCUUUCUUCUCAUGUAUGGAAUACUGCUGGCAAAACCUUGCUGACAAUUUUUUUUUUCAGCUCAAGAUAAAUGUCACCCGAACCCAUGUCACCACGAUGGAAAAUGUGAAACAGAAGGAUUAGACUAUGUCUGUACCUGCCCAGGCGGGUGGAAUGGCGAUACCUGUGAAGGUAAGGCUAACCUGAAUCCAAGCUUAACUUGUUUGGUCCUGUUUCCAAAUGGAUGUUUCCAGUUAUAGACAAAAUUUUGAUCUGGGCAAGAAGAACGAAAGUUUACCAUAGUUGCAAAGAGCAUCUAUUCUUAAAAUGAGUAAAAUUGCAAAGUUUGGUUGCGAAUUGUUGUAAAAUGAGGAAAGCAUAGCCCUGUGAAGUUCACAAAUAACCAUUUUUGCCUCAAAAAUUAUCUUUAUCGCGCGUAAUACAAAAAUAAUAAUACAAAAUUUGUGAACUUCACAGGGCUAUAUUUUCUUCAUUUUACAACAUUUAGCAAACCAAUCGUUUCAGUUUUACUCAUUCUACGACGCCCUUUCUAGCUGUGGUGAUGGAUUUCGUUCUUCUUGCCUUGACCAAUAUUUAGUCCAUAGCUGGAAUCACCCAUUGUGAGAGACAAAGUUGGAUUUGAACACAAAUUUUUGUUGUGUUCGCACACUUGGGUGACAUCCAUAAUAGCUGGGAUCUAGGUUCUCGCUAGGAUCUACAGUGUAUGUUCUCGCUAGGAUCUACAGUGUAUGUUCUCGCUAGGAUCUACAGUGUAUGUUCUCGCUAGGAUCUACAGUGUAUGUUCUCGCUAGGAUCUACAGUGUAUGUUCUCGCUAGGAUCUACAGUGUAUGUUCUCGCUAGGAUCUACAGUGUAUGUUCUCGCUAGGAUCUACAGUGUAUGUUCUCGCUAGGAUCUACAGUGUAUGUUCUCGCUAGGAUCUACAGUGUAUGUUCUCGCUAGGAUCUACAGUGUAUGUUCUCGCUAGGAUCUACAGUGUAUGUUCUCGCUAGGAUCUACAGUGUAUGUUCUCGCUAGGAUCUACAGUGUAUGUUCUCGCUAGGAUCUACAGUGUAUGUUCUCGCUAGGAUCUACAGUGUAUGUUCUCGCUAGGAUCUACAGUGUAUGUUCUCGCUAGGAUCUACAGUGUAUGUUCUCGCUAGGAUCUACAGUGUAUGUUCUCGCUAGGAUCUACAGUGUAGGUUCUCGCUAGGAUCUACAGUGUAUGUUCUCGCUAGGAUCUACAGUGUAUGUUCUCGCUAGGAUCUACAGUGUAUGUUCUCGCUAGGAUCUACAGUGUAUGUUUUCGCUAGGAUCUACAGUGUAUGUUCUCGCUAGGAUCUACAGUGUAUGUUCUCGCUAGGAUCUAUAGUGUAUGUUCUCGCUAGGAUCUGCAGUGUAUGUUCUCGCAAGGUCCGAUUGUACAGGGUGUUAGCCAGAAAAAAAGUUUUGUCCGUUAAACGUAAAUUGGGAAAGUUUUCUGACCAAUCAAAAUUUAUUCCUUGUGUAGGAAUAAAUAGUGUUUUUUUUCAACAUGUUUCUCCUUAGAUGCAAACAACGGUAGCUUGGUUUUGUACAUUUCAUUAAAAACUAAGCUACCGUUUUAGCUAGAGGGGCGUCGCUAGCCCUGUUUCAAUGAAGGGGGAGGAGUUUUAAGUGCAUUUUUGCAGACUCAUCUCAACCACUAAUUAAUAUUAAUAUUUCUUUUCCCAAAAUUGUUGGCGAACCGGGGGGGGGAAUGUUUUCUUAGUUUGAAUGAACACUGAAAAUGCACCCAAUGCCGAUGGCACUUCAUUUUGUAUAUUUCAUUUCCGGUGAAUGAACACAGAUGCACACCGAUCACACUUGUUUUGUACAUUUCAUUUCAGUGAAUACACACCCAAUAUGAAUGAAACGCGAUACAUUUUGAGAAAAUAGUUAAUGAAUAAUUGGAAAAAGUAAUUAAAAUAAAACGUUCUUUGAUAUAAUAAUAUAAAAUCAAACGCAAUGCAUUUUCUCAUUAGAAAAAAUGAAAAUCUUCCAGUAGACCCAGUUGGGAAAGCCCCUUAGCUACUUCAAUUGGGAAGAGUCCAUCAAACACCCAGUUGUAUUACCUUGAUCAUUUAUACAAUUUUCUCUGGAAACAGGAAAAGUUAUUUAUGAUAAAUAUAAUUAACAACCAUAAUUAACAAUUAAUAACCAUAAUGAACAAUUAAUGAUUAUUGAUUAACAAUUAACUUAUACUAAUGAUUAACAAUUAAUACUAACCAUAAUUAAACAGACAAGGAUCGUUGCCGUCCUAACCCAUGUGACCAUGGUGGGAUCUGCCUAUCGAGAAACAAUAAUUAUGUUUGUCAUUGUUCUGCUGAUUGGAUGGGGCAUAACUGUCAAAGUAAGAAUAAUAAUUGAAUCAAAUACGCUACUAAUUAUAUUAAACACUAACUAUAAAUAUUAGUAUGAUUUCAGUAUUGAAAAUGUUCUUUGAGCAUUCUGUGGCUCCCUCAGCAGUAUUAAACUCUGAGGCAAUAGUUUAUAGUUACUGCUCAGAGCCUCAGACUGGUCUAAGCAGUAACUAUUGCUUUUCAAAAUUAUAUUCAUAAAAUAUAAAACACGUGUAUUUUUUAAUUGUAUUUAUAAAAUUAUUAAACAUCACAAGACCUCGCGUGUGAAAUUUUAGUUUCAAAACCAUUCAACUUAUAACAACAUUUUUCAUCGUAGAUACGGCAAUUACGACACAAAUCCUCGGCAAUUAGCAAAAACAUACCUUGUUUAAACUAAUUCAUCGAAUUUAUCGGGUAUUUAAAGUUUAAAUGGCCUUCAAAAGUAACAAAAAGUAAAAUUCAAAAUUUUAAAUUCCCCGCCAUAAAGCGCCAUCUUGAUUCUCAAACGAUUCCCGCAUUCAUUGUUGGGUGAAUGAGGGACAUUUUGGAAUAGCAUAGGGUGACCGAGGGUGACAGAAGGUGUAUUGCCACUGAUCUCAAAAUUAUAACUGGAUUAUUCAUACAUUCUUUUUCUUUUUUUUUUUUUACAAGAUUCGUCAAACAUAACAGACUUAAAUAAGACUAAUACUUUACAAAAUUUACAUACAAUUUUGGCAGGGACUAGCCAUAGCCUGCGAACAAGCUCUCAAGCUGAAUUGAGAGCCUGCAUCGAUGACUAAUGAAUUUGAAUAUCUGCCCCGUAACGUUCGUUUUUCCAAAUAUGGAAUGUCUAUCCUUAUAUGGUGUUGUUUACAACUUUCGUGCAAACUAAAUUUAGACCGUGCAACCUAAAUUUAGACCGUACAGUUUAUACUGUUUUUCGAAAUAUAAGAUAUUCAAGCAAAAGUUCAAAUGUUUUAAAUACUGUUUUCUCAAAACAGAACAUUUCGUGCUUUGAGAAAGAUGGCCAAGACCAAUUUGAUCAGUUAAUGUGUUUUUUAUGCAUAGUGCUUCAGCAGUUGACAUAUAUAGAGCUCAGCGGAGACAUAUAAAUUAUAGCAUCUGACCAAUGAGAAUUUCGCGUCACGAUUUGAGACGCAGAUAUUCAAAUUCAUUAGUCAUCGAUGCAGGCUCUCAAUUCAGCUUGAGAGCCAGUUCGCAGGCUAGGACUAGCCACAGAGAUAAUCUCCAAUUAUGGGGCCCCUUACAAUAAGUUACAAUAAGUAACUACAUUCGUUUCAUUUUCUAAAUUUUCUUGCUAUUUAAAAUGUCAAAACCUGCGCUCUUUGACACACUUAUCCACUUAUUUUGUGAGUACAAGACAUGGUCAGCUCCCUCACACCUCUGGGAUAUUUUUUACAAUUGAAAAGCCGCGGAUUAUUAGUAUCUAACUUUACUGUUAUUUUAGUUUCAGCAUUCAACAACAUGGCUGCUGACGCACCUUCAGGAGGUUCUUGUGCAACAACGAGAUGGGGCUGCUGCCCAGAUGGAAAAACACCCGCGCAGGGACACGCACAGGCAGGCUGUCCAGGUACCACCUUUUGCAUAUGCAAAGCAGGCGCUCGCGGGCUUUGCAGGCUACUAGUUGCAUAACGUAACAAAUAUGUCACAAACAUGAGUGGAUGGCAUGGAGAACAGUGUGAUUUUCAAACAAUGAAAAGACAAUAGAACAUUCAGUUCACUGGAUCAUGACUGCAUUGCAUGGCGAAGAGCAGGGCCGCCGAGAGGUUGGCGGGGGCCGAGGGCAAAUUUUUUUGGGGGGCCCCUAUCCAAAAAAUUUUCCCGGAGAACAACCUCCCCCCCUAUCCAAAAAAUUUUCGGUCAGUGUACCAUUUCAGGGGUACAUUUUUUCCGGAGUAAAAAAUUUUUCCGGGCGAAUGCCAAAUUUCUGUACUUAGCCCAAGAAAACAGAUAUCUUGUCCUUUGCGCGGAAAUAUUUAACACACAAAAAAGACUGGGGCCCAACAAAAUUGAAUGGACGAUAUAGAAAACAAUGGAACAUUCUGAUCACUGGGACGCAGUGCGAUUUUCAAAACAAUGAAAAGACAAUAGAACAUUCUGAUCACUGGAAAAACAAUGAAAAGACAAUGAGACUGGGUGGCAUAUUAGUAUUAUGAUGCUAUUAUAAUACUGUUUGUUUGCAGUGAUGUCAUUACUCCGUAGGGUCAAAAAACCAUCUCAUUUUCGUAUGCAAGCAUCACAUAAUCUGAGAUCAUGUGAUGUUUGAUUUUUUUAUCGGUAUGCAUUUUCCAUCCAUAUCCAAAUAUAAACUUCAUAAAGCAAAAUGUAAACAUAACACGAUCUGAAAUAACAUAGAACAUUAGAAGCAUUUAGUCAUUCCAAUUUUAAACAGUUUAUUCUUUCUUUCUUUUCAGAGCGAUUCAAGAAAAGGUAAAAUCCCUGGUUAUUCGUAUUUAUUAGUAUUAUUGAAAACUCGUUACUUGUGAGCGAUUUAAUUAAGCCUAUCAAGGCACAAAUAUAAUAAUUCCCUCCAUUGUUUUCAGGUCGAAAGUGCCCAAGAAUGUCUAAACUUCGUGACUUCCCAAUGAGCUGAAGCCUAAACUAAACAACAGUACUACGAAGACCCGAGCUCGUUUAUUGGCUGAACAAUUUUAUAAAGAUACCGUUAAAGGAAUACCAAAUGGUUUUCCGUGCAGAAUAACGUCAUCUAUCCACGCGAAAUGUUGUGAGAUUUUCGGAAAGUUGAGCAACAUCCCAAGUGCAUCCAUGGAUGACGCUAUCCUGCACGGAAAUGAACUGAUAAACCAAUCAACAGUCAGCCGAAGCACCAAUCAGACGCUCGAGUCGAAUACAACAACAACGCAGAAAAUAGCGCGAAAAUUUCAAUUCGAAGAAUCUAGUCGAAAGCUCAUAUAUGUAGUUAUGUAAACGGUUAUACAUAAAUGCUGCAUGCGAAUUUCAAAGUCUAUAUCUAACUAUAUAUAAUUACAAUAGAUGUUCUUGAGGCCAUGCAAAUUAUAAAUAAAGGCCAAAUAUGUACUAUCUAGCGUGAAGUCUACGGAGGCAAAAGAACCGCUUGUCCGGUUUCAAGGGACCGCUCGCAGGCUUCGACAAUCUCGCUCGCAAGCAGGGUGGAUUCCUUUGUUAUUUCUGUCGUGCAUUUUCCUUGAAUUACAUCUACGAAAUGAUCUAAAGCUUUGAUAUAGGAUUCGGCGUAUCUGUCUGGGAAAGAGUGAUAUAUCCGCCCCGUCGAUGAGCCGUUCUGCCCGGAGAACUCGACGUUCGAAGGCUUAUAAUUGUGUUGAACUAGCAUUCCUUUAUCGCCAAAAACUUCGAAUCUCUGAUCGUAACCGAAGCAAGCGAAUCUAGAGAUAUCAAUGAGGCCAAUUCCUCCGCUUGGAAAUUUCAGAACAAUCGCUAAAGUGUCAACGUCGUUCAUGGCCUCGAUUUCUUUAAUAAAGCUAUGAGCCGUCGUGUAUACGCUCAGCGGUCUCUCCCCGUAGAUCCACGUCAGCACGUCGAGGUCGUGAACUGCGCAGUCGUGGUAGAUUCCAUUCGAUAUCUUAAGGUACUCCAAUGGCGGUAACGGCGAGUCUCGGCUUGUUAGUUUUGCCAUCUGAACUUGCCCGACUUCGCCCGAUUUUGUUCGCG